Thlaspi arvense is the source of this 2296-nucleotide messenger RNA. NCBI's taxonomy places the organism in Eukaryota, Viridiplantae, Streptophyta, Magnoliopsida, Brassicales, Brassicaceae. The record is from the annotation of a GenBank genome assembly.
CUCUCCGUCACCUUGUCGUUUGUUUUUAUUACACAGAAGACCUCUUGAGCGGUACGUUUCGUUUAACCAAGAAGGGCACAAUCGUCAUUUAAGCUACAUCUAUGAUAUCUCGCCGUCACCACCACAAGGCAGAUUAGAGGAAAUCAGACAGCUCAUUCAAACACACACACUCUCUCUCUAUCGGACACACACUGAGCGCUUUUCUUUAAAUUUCCUUCCAUUUUUUUUUUUGUUAGUAAAUUUUUAUUCAUUUUGAUUUAUAGUAAUGAUUCGAUUGAUUUGUUUAUUCGUCUCUUUGUUUUUACUCAAUUCCUUGUUUUCUGUUCUGCUCGAUUCUUCUCUCUCUCUCUGUGCUAAAGCCACAUGCAACUGAUUAUCCAUUGAUUCGCCGGAAAGCUUAUUCUUUCCCGGCAAGAAAUGCGAAAGAAUCGAAAACCCAAAAACCGGAUCGCUCUUGGGUUGUUUUUUAUCAAUCGAAAUGGCGAUUUCUAUUUUCAAUCCUGAUUACAUCAAUUCCGAGCUAUCGAAACCAACAUCGAUCUUUGGUCUCAAGCUUUGGGUCGUCAUCGGAAUUUUACUAGGAUCCCUUAUAGUCAUCGCUCUCUUCUUUCUCUCCCUCUGUCUAACCUCUCGCCGGAGAAACCGCAAGCCGCGUCACGCCGAUUUCGCAUCAGCCGCCGUAGCAACGCCGCCGGUUUCUAAGGAGAUUCAGGAGAUCGUUCGUCCUCCGGCGGCGGACCAUUACCAUACGACGCAGCCUGUCGCGGCGGAGAUCCAAGUGGAUAUCGGGAAGAUCGAGCACCGUGUGGUGUUCUCAGAUCGAGUCUCGAGUGGUGAAAGCAGAGGAACAGUGAGCGUCAGUGAAACGGCGUCGUUCUCGGGGAGUGGUUGUGUUGGGCCGGAGGUUUCGCAUCUUGGAUGGGGAAGAUGGUAUACUCUGAGAGAGCUCGAAGCGGCGACGAAUGGAUUGUGUGAAGAGAAUGUGAUCGGAGAAGGAGGCUAUGGAAUUGUGUACCGUGGCAUCUUAACUGAUGGAACUAAAGUCGCUGUCAAGAAUCUGCUUAAUAACAGGGGUCAAGCCGAGAAAGAGUUUAGAGUGGAAGUGGAAGCGAUAGGGCGUGUACGGCAUAAGAACUUAGUUAGGCUUUUAGGGUACUGCGUCGAAGGCGCAUACAGGAUGCUAGUUUAUGACUACGUGGAUAACGGCAACUUAGAGCAAUGGAUUCAUGGUGAUGUCGGUGACAAAAGUCCUCUAACUUGGGAUAUCCGUACGAACAUAAUACUCGGCAUGGCAAAGGGAUUGGCGUAUCUACACGAGGGUCUUGAACCGAAAGUGGUUCACAGGGACAUAAAGUCCAGCAAUAUCUUGCUUGAUCGUCAAUGGAAUGCUAAGGUAUCCGAUUUUGGACUCGCUAAGCUGUUGUUCUCCGAGAGCAGUUACGUGACAACCCGUGUAAUGGGAACUUUCGGUUAUGUCGCGCCUGAAUAUGCUUGCACCGGAAUGCUGAACGAAAAAAGUGAUAUCUAUAGCUUCGGGAUAUUGAUUAUGGAGUUAAUAACCGGAAGAAACCCGGUCGAUUAUAGUCGACCUCAAGGAGAGGUGAAUUUGGUUGAGUGGCUGAAAUCUAUGGUUGGGAACCGAAGGUCAGAGGAAGUGAUCGAUCCAAAAAUACCAGAACCGCCAACAUCAAAGGCUCUUAAACGCGUGUUGCUAGUUGCGUUGCGUUGUGUGGAUCCGGAUGCAAAUAAAAGACCUAAAAUGGGUCAUAUCAUACACAUGCUUGAAGCUGAAGACUUGUUCUAUCGCGACCAGGAACGACGAGCCACGAGGGAGCAUGCAAGCCGCGAUUACAGCAAGCAACAGGCUGCGGUUUCAGCGGAUGCGACGACUGUGCCUGAGAUAAGCGAAAGUGACAGUUCAAGAGACCCAAGAUAGAAGAAGUACAAGAUGUAUGAAGAGAGACUCGCUGGAAAAUAUCUGGCCAUUCAUUUUUCAAAUUUUGUUUUCCUGAUUAAAAACCAGUUACUAAUUAUUGUGUGACAUUUUUAUUCUUUUUAUUAUUAGGCUUAUCUCACUCACGUCUAAUUAGGAGUUUUCUUUGUAUAUAUAUAAUUUUUUUUGUUCAAACAUCGCCAACUUAGAAACAGCCAGAGAGCUACUAGCUUUAGUUUUCGUUGUUGUUGUUAGAGGAUAUGAAUAUGUCAAACACAUGAUCAUUGUCGUUUGGUUAAUAUUAUCUAUGAUGUGUGUGGAUUGUGGACCAAACCUAUAGCUGUUACUUGUUCCAACAUAAGG